UUCAAUUGGUAGACAGCAUGAGUGUUUAUUUCAAAUUUUCUGUGAAAAUCCAUAUUAUAAUUGUAAGUUUUAUAAAAAGUACAUUUUUUGCUAAUAGUUUGGUUUAGGUAUAAAAAGAGAAAGAUACCUUAAAUUAAAUGGGUAAAAAUGGGGGGGGGUGCGGGGUUAUAAACCAAAUUAUUACCCUCUUUUCUAUUAUAAAAAUUAUUUUUUAUCAGAUGGUUAUGAUGAUUUUAAUGCUGAUGAUUUUCCUUGUACUUUUAGUGCUGAUGAUUUUACUUUUAAUUCUGAUGAUUUUCCUUGUACUUUUAAUUCUAACGAUUUUACUUAUACGUACGAUUAUACUUAUGAUUGAUUACGAUUACAAUAACUUAUGAGUAGAGACCGUACUGGGAGAGUUUAGCAACAUUUAGGUGCUUAACCACUUCUUUUUUCUCCUUAUUUUCGGUUAACCCCAUACUAAGCAUUCUAAGUGAUAGCUGGAUCAUCUUUAAAAUAUCUCAAAGCAUAUCGAGCUGAGUACCCCAGAUUUUUGUUCCAAAUCUAGCUGCGGUCCGGUCUCUAAUUAUGAGUUAUUUUACUGUGGAGAUUAUGUUUUUCUGAAGAUUGUGACUUGGAUGAAUAUUGAACGUUAAAUCUUAUUAUUAAUUUAUUCUUAUGAUUUUUUAUUUUUUUCUAAAAGAUAUAAAACUGAUAAAUCCAUUGCAGUCUUUAUUUUCUUUAAGCUAUUUUGAGUAAAUUUCUCGCCUGUCGGGAUUAUUUUUCAUCUUAGGGUAUAUUUUCAUUCUUUCCUUUUUUCAGUCAAUUAUGCUUCACUUAAAUAAUUUUUAUGCUCAUGCCCUCUCUUUAUCUUCUAUUCGCUUUUCAUCACAUUCAACGGCCAAAAGAUUAUUAAAAAACUACAAAUUUCCAGAAAUAUUGCCCAAAGACUGUGAAGAACAAUAUAUUAGAGGAUGGGGCCCAGGCGGUUCCUGUGUCAAUUCUUCUAGUAAUGCUGUUUUGUUAAAACAUAAACCGACUGGUUGCUUUGUUAAGGUACACCAAUCUAGAAUAUUGAGAGAAAAUAUUAAAAUUGCUUAUGAACGCUUAAAGAUGGAAGUAGACAAACACUUGAAUGGAGAUAAUAGUUAUUCUGUUCAAUUUGACCGUAUAAUAUCUCAACUUGAAGAAAAAACGAAAAAGUCAAGUCAACGCAAACGGCAGACAAUGGCCGAGCUUAAAGCUGAAGGGGAAAUGAUACGUGAAAUUAACCGAGAAAAGGAGAAUAAGGGGGAAGAGGAGAGGUAAAAAAUAAAAUUAUAAACCCAAAAUAUUUAUUACAAAUUUAAUGCCAAUUUUAUGAAAAAUUUAUUAAAUAGUCCAUUUAAUUAUCAUGUGAAUUACCCCAAAAAUUUUCAUCCCAUAGUUUCAUUUUUUUCUUUUUUACUUCAUUCUUUUGUCAUCUUAAACUUCCCCAUAUUCAUCCAUCUUAUUCCGGUGGCCCAACUGGAUAACGAUUACGUCUUGGUGUCAAAGUUGUUGUUAUAUUGACUGGCUUUUUUGUAGUGGGUAGAUCUUCUGGUCCAGAUGGGUAUGGGUUUCGUGGAGGUUUGGUUGAUGGAGCUGCUGGGGGUUGGGGAUAUCCAGGCUGCGGAGUAGAUGCUGGUGCUUGGGGAUAUCCAGGUUGUUUUGGAGUAGGUUCUGGUCCAGAUGGGUAAGGGUUUCGUGGAGGUUUGGUUGAUGCAGCUGCUGGUGGUUGAGGAUAUCCAGGCUGUGGAGUAGAAGAUGCUGGUGCUUGGGGAUAUCCAGGUUGUUUUGGAGUAGAUGCUGGUGCUUGGGGAUAUCCAGGUUGUUU
Molecule: messenger RNA, 1834 nt
Organism: Meloidogyne enterolobii
Lineage: Eukaryota; Metazoa; Nematoda; Chromadorea; Rhabditida; Meloidogynidae
Source: the annotation of a GenBank genome assembly